Messenger RNA from Colletes gigas, 983 nucleotides. Its product is annotated as pre-mRNA-splicing factor Syf2. Lineage: Eukaryota; Metazoa; Arthropoda; Insecta; Hymenoptera; Colletidae. Gene Ontology annotation, cellular component: post-mRNA release spliceosomal complex; catalytic step 2 spliceosome; Prp19 complex. The transcript has 4 exons. The coding region runs from base 135 to 830 and encodes 231 amino acids. The record is from RefSeq and is a predicted model, not a curated record.
AUACCGUUUCUAAGGCGCAUGCGCAAAGAAAUCUAAAGCGAGACGAUCUCGAGAAUUUCGACUUAACCUCACAGUUAGUGACAGUUAUCCGUUUCAAAAUAACAAUAUUGAAGAAUCAAAGCUCUAGUUUUGCAAUGGAAAAUGAAGGCACAACUUCGACCGAAAAGUCGUUUACGGACAAGCAGGCGGAGAGAAUGAAACGUUUGCGAGAUCUUCACGCGAAAAGAAACGAAGCUAGACAACAAAAUCAUAAGGAGGUUGUUGAAGAGGACAAAAGGAACAAACUCCCUUCGAAUUGGGAGUCACGUAAACGACAAGCGGAAUGGAUCGUGCAAGAUGAAGCGUCAAGAAAAGAGGCUCAAGACAAAGGGGAAGAUUACGAAAGGACAAAAUUGCUUCAUAUAGAUGCAGCGGAAGCGGAGCGCAUAGCAAGGAAAAAGAAGAAUAGAAAGAAUCCAGACCCAGGGUUCUCCGAUUACGAACAAGCAGCUAUACGACAAUACAACAGGCUAGUAAAAAAUAUCAAGCCAAAUAUGGAUUCGUACGACGAAGCCAGAAGCAAAUUGGGCCCAGCUUUUUACGGGGACAAAAAUACCAUACUGCAUGGUCUGCACGAAGACAAAAAGGAGGCCGUAGAUAAAAUGGUUGAAGAUUUGGAGAAGCAAAUUGCAAAGAGAGAUAAGUACAGCAGGAGAAGGAUGCACAACGACGAUGCAGAUAUCGAUUAUAUCAAUGAACGUAACGCCAAGUUUAACCAGAAAUUGGAGAGAUUCUAUGGUGAAUACACACGCGAAACGAAAUUAAACUUGGAAAGGGGCACAGCUAUAUAAUGGGAGAACGUUAUUACUAAUGGAUUUACUACAAAUAACUUGUAUUUUAAAUAGGUAUUUAAAAACUCUUACAAAUAGGAGUCAGACUACCGUUUAGUCGUUGACCGUUUAGUAAUCGGAAGUGCAGGUGGUAUUUUUUUGCGGUUUACCGAU